This is a messenger RNA of Cercopithifilaria johnstoni, 1641 nucleotides long. The record is from the annotation of a GenBank genome assembly. NCBI's taxonomy places the organism in Eukaryota, Metazoa, Nematoda, Chromadorea, Rhabditida, Onchocercidae.
AUGCCGAUAAUCAGAGAAAUGAUGAUCGGAGCCAGUACAGCUAGUGCACAUUCCUUAUAUGAUACCAAGGACAAGCCUGCUGAUAACAAUGCAGUGUGCGCAGUAUGCGGUGAUGGCCAUGCUAAGCUGCACUAUCGUAUCUUGGCUUGUUACGGAUGCAAAGGAUUCUUUCGACGAACGAUCACUGGAAAAUAUCAAUAUGUAUGCAGAUUCGGCAAUAAGUGCAUCGUUGAUAAAUAUCAAAGAAAUAGUUGUCGAUAUUGUCGUUUUCAGCGGUGCUUGGAAGUUGGAAUGGAUCCUAAAGCAGUGAAACCAGAUCGUGAUUUAACUGGUAGACAACGAGUUCCACGUUUGCGGAAAAGACAGAUUGAUGAAGAAUUCUUAAACCACAUGCGUAACUCCGGCAGCAAUUUUUUUCAAUUGCGAUUACAAGAUGAUAAUUGGUUACGAAAACUACCGGUGGAAUCACGUGUGUUGCUAAUACAGUUGAUGAAUAUUGAGUCGAAAAUUGUUAAAGGAGAUGAAACAUCAUUCACAAGGAAUGGCAACAGGGACUUAUCCAAGACGGUCUCUAUUCUGGAACUUUUUGAACAGAGGCCAAUUUUGGAUGGCCGAUCAACUAAGAUUCGAUACGAACCAUAUCGGAUGGCCCAACUUACUGAAUUACCUCAGAUUGCUCAUCGCAUGGCGAUGGCUGCCGUCGAUUGGGUCGAUUCAUUGGCCGAACUAGCUCAUAUUACUGAUAUUGAAGACAGGGUUGCUCUCGUAAAAUCAUGCUAUUCAUCUCUAACUAUAUUCAAUUUUUCAACGAGAACCGCUCAAAACGCUAAUAAUCCCGAUAUACUAUGUCUAUGCAGUUUUUCAUAUGUGCCCAGGAAACUUCCGCUCAAAUUCACCCGAACAAAUCAACUAUCUGACGAUCUAGUCAAUAGAACGUUAAACGAAUUGGUAGUCCCGCUGAGGAAGCUAAAAUUGAAGGAAGAAGAAGCUGUACUACUCAAAGCAGUCAUAAUUUUAAAUCCAAAUGCGAAAGGUUUGUCAGUAUCCGCUCAACAAGUUGUAUCGGAUCUACGGGAUCGUGUCCAAGAAGUACUAUUCGAAGUUAUUAAAGAAUUAUAUCCUACCUACACUGCCACUGCACGAUUUGGCAACCUCCUUUUGUUACUACCUACAAUUAUGACGUUAUCUGGGACAAUGAAUGAGAAUUUGCAAUUUGUGCAAGCUCUAGCUAGAGAUCAGAAAGAGGAUAAUUUAUUACACGAAAUGUUUGCUGAGAUGUAUGGCAAGCUAGAUGACCCAAUAACUUCGACAUCCUCACCACCAAUACUUGAAAAUCCGGCAGAAAUAUCAUUAAAAUAUGACAGCUCAUCAAAUCCAUCAAUAAUAAUAAACUCCAGUAUAGUCAAUGAAGGGAAAUUCAGAAUGGAUUCGAGUACACAAACCUAUCCGGAUGACAGUCUUAAAGGAUCAUUAUCGAGCAGCAGCUUAUGCAAAUCACUUACUCCUCCUAGUCAUAUCAACUUCAGUCCACUUCAUUCUCUCCUGGAUGAUGACCGAACGAAUUAUUCACUUGGUCCGGAUUACAGUGAGAUUCAUAAUGACUGCGGUGAUUUAUUCUUCCUAAUGGACGACAUUAAAUGA